CCUCUGUAAAUCAUAGAGGAACAGUGAAGCAGCUAAGAAAGAAGGUAUUGGGCAAGAAGAAACAUGCGAUUCCUCCUCUCGGCCAUCACGACAGCUCUGCUCGGUCUCAUCCCCUUGGCCCUCGCGUCGGACAUAGAGCAUUGGGUCGCUCUUGCCCAACAGUCAAAAGAUGGAAUCAUCAAACUCAACUCUGAGUCGUACGAAGAGCUUGUAGGUGGGACGGAUAGAGAGUACUCUGCAGUCGUCGUUCUCACUGCUUUGGGUACACAAUUUAAAUGUCAACCUUGCCACAACUUUGACCCUUCUGUUCAUCAAGUAGCAGCCUCCUGGAAACGUCUCCCUAAAUAUGUGAGGGAUCAACAUAUCUUCGCUCAGUUGGACUUUGCCGAUGGUCAAGCUAUCUAUCAAAAGCUCGGACUUACCUCUGCUCCGACAGUACAGUUUCACCCCGCUUUGAGUGGACCGAACAAGGGGAACAAAUUAUCCGUGAUCACAUAUGAUUUACCUCGAAAUGGUCUGGAUGCAGCUCCAUUCCAUUCCUUCCUUUCCCCUCUAACUCCCAUCCCAUUCGACCUACAUAAACCAUUCAAUCCCAUCCCUCUCAUCAUAACACUAGUGACUUUAGUAGUCUCCACCGCUGGUCUAUACUCUCUUUAUCCAUAUAUCAUCCCUAUCGUCCAAUCCCGCGUAUUUUGGGGUGUGACCAGUAUAAUGCUAGUUUUGACAUUCACCAGUGGACAUAUGUGGAAUAGGAUAAAGAAUGCUCCUUAUACAUCCCAAGGACAAGAUGGGAGCGUUAGUUGGAUCGCCGGUGGUUUUCAAAAUCAAUUAGGGAUGGAAAGUCAAGUCGUUGGUGCUAUUUACGGUCUGUUGGCGUUUUCCAUCAUAUCACUUACCCUCUUCGUCCCCUCACAAACUUCCCCAGCAAAACAACGUGUGGGAGUUUACCUCUGGUUAGGUAUGCUCAUUGUCGUUUUCUCACUAUUGAUGAAAUUGUUCAGGAUGAAAAAUGGAGGUUAUCCAUUUUCUCUCUUGUUUUAAAACUACGAUGCAUAUCAUGUUUACCU
Molecule: messenger RNA, 1067 nt
Organism: Tremella mesenterica DSM 1558
Lineage: Eukaryota; Fungi; Basidiomycota; Tremellomycetes; Tremellales; Tremellaceae
Exons: 5
Coding region: 64-1041 (325 amino acids)
Cellular component (GO): oligosaccharyltransferase complex
Source: RefSeq, a predicted model, not a curated record